Molecule: messenger RNA, 1391 nt
Organism: Postia placenta MAD-698-R-SB12
Lineage: Eukaryota; Fungi; Basidiomycota; Agaricomycetes; Polyporales; Adustoporiaceae
Exons: 4
Coding region: 12-1259 (415 amino acids)
Biological process (GO): fatty acid beta-oxidation; phenylacetate catabolic process
Cellular component (GO): peroxisome
Molecular function (GO): acetyl-CoA C-acyltransferase activity
Source: RefSeq, a predicted model, not a curated record
UCUCUCUCGCCAUGUCUGCUGUCUUGCAAGCCGUCUCCAACCUCGCCUCAUCGUCUGGAAAAGAAAAGGUCCUUUCCAAGCACGACAACGACGUCGUCAUCGUCUCUGCAGUCCGCUCUGCUCUAACAAAGUCCAAGAAGGGCGGUUUCAAGGACACACGGCCAGAGGAGAUUCUCUCCGGCGUGCUGCGUGCGGCAUACACCAAGAUCGGCCUCGACCCAGCACUCAUCGAGGACAUCACCGUCGGCAAUGUCCUUCCCCCUGGCAGCGGCGCGAACGCAGCGCGCAUGGCCGGCUUCCACGCCGGCAUUCCUGUUUCAACCCCCGUCAGCACCGUCAACCGACAAUGUUCGUCAGGUCUGGCUGCCGUCAACAACAUCGCGGCGCUGAUCACCUCAGGGCAGAUCGACAUCGGCCUGGGUGCGGGCGUCGAGUCUAUGACCUUCGGCUACAACGCGGGCGCAAACCCCGACGGCUUCUCCGAGGAGGUGCUCGCCAACCCGCUCGCCGCCGACUGCCUCGUCCCCAUGGGCAUCACCUCCGAGAACGUCGCCGCCGACUUCCACAUCCCGCGCGCAGACCAGGACGCGUUCGCCGCGGCGUCCUUCCAGAAGGCCGCCCGCGCGCAGAAGGAGGGCCGCUUCGCGCCCGAGAUCGUGCCGCUGACCGUGCCGUGGGUCGACCCGAAGACGGAGAAGGAGAGCCGGGUCGUCGUCGACUUCGACGACGGCGUGCGCGACGGCGUCACCGCGGAGAGCCUCGCGAAGCUCCGGCCCGCGUUCGCGAAGGACGGCACGACGCACGCGGGGAACGCGUCGCAGGUGUCCGACGGCGCCGCCGCGGUGGUCCUCGCGCGGCGGAGCGUCGCGGCGAAGCUCGGGCUGCGCGUGCUGGGCAAGUUCGUGGGCGCGGCGGCCGUCGGGGUGCCGCCGCGCAUCAUGGGCGUCGGCCCGCUGUACGCGAUCCCGAAGGUGCUGCAGAAGGCGGGGCUGAGCACGGAGGACGUGGACUUCUACGAGAUCAACGAGGCGUUCGCGAGCCAGGCGGUGUACUGCGUGAAGGAGCUCGGGAUCGACGUUGCGAAGGUGAACGUGUGGGGCGGUGCGAUCGCGCUCGGGCACCCGCUGGGGGCGACCGGGGCGCGUCAAAUUGUGACUGGGCUCAACAUCGCGAAGCAGACUGGCGGGAAGAUCUUCGUCACCAGUAUGUGCAUUGGCUCGGGCAUGGGCAUGGCCGCGGUCUUCGUCAGCGAGCAGUGAGCAGUGAGCACUUUCUUCAAUAACGCCGCUCUCGGAUGGCCACGCGGUGCUGCUUGUAACCUUAUGGUCUGUGUAUGUACUCUAGUCAGGGAGGAUCGGAAUGGCAUGCUCCGGCGCUUUCUUGCACUGGUU